This is a messenger RNA of Patiria miniata (bat star), 4568 nucleotides long. Its product is annotated as host cell factor 2-like. The record is from RefSeq and is a predicted model, not a curated record. Gene Ontology annotation, biological process: chromatin remodeling; regulation of DNA-templated transcription. Gene Ontology annotation, molecular function: protein binding; transcription coactivator activity. The coding region runs from base 48 to 4412 and encodes 1454 amino acids. Gene Ontology annotation, cellular component: histone methyltransferase complex. NCBI's taxonomy places the organism in Eukaryota, Metazoa, Echinodermata, Asteroidea, Valvatida, Asterinidae. The transcript has 20 exons.
CAUCCGGGCAUUUCACUGAAAAUGUUGCAUUGUGGGUAAGGGACAAGAUGGCGGCACCCAUACUGAAGUGGAAGCGUGUAACAGAUACGACGGGUCCCUGUCCAAGACCACGACAUGGACAUCGAGCUGUGGCCAUUAAAGACCUUAUGGUAGUGUUCGGCGGUGGGAACGAAGGAAUUGUGGAUGAGUUGCACGUUUAUAACACAGCAACCAACCAGUGGUUUGUCCCAGCAGUCCGGGGCGACAUCCCACCAGGCUGUGCAGCCUACGGUUUUGUCUGCGAUGGCACCCGCCUCUUCAUCUUUGGCGGCAUGGUGGAGUACGGCAAAUACUCCAACGAGCUGUACGAGCUGCAGGCCAGUCGCUGGGAAUGGCGGCGGCUGAAGCCCCUGCCACCCAAGAACGCGCCGCUGCCGUGCCCGCGGCUUGGGCACACCUUCACCUUGCACGCCAGCAAGGCUUACCUCUUUGGCGGGCUGGCUAACGACAGCGACGAUCCCAAAAACAACAUACCCAGAUACCUGAAUGAUCUAUACUCCUUGGAGCUGCGUUCUGGCUACCGCAACAUGGUGUGGGAGGUACCAAUCACAUACGGUGCCGCGCCCCCUCCCCGCGAAUCACACACCUGCGUCUCCUAUGCGGACAAGAAGGGGCACGCUGGACGACUCAUCAUCUACGGUGGUAUGAGCGGCUGUAGGCUAGGCGACCUCUGGCAACUCAACUUGGAAAAUAUGACCUGGCUCAAGCCAGAUCUGAAAGGCCAGUGUCCCCUGCCACGCAGCUUGCACUCUGCUACUGUGAUUGGACACAAGAUGUAUGUAUUUGGGGGUUGGGUGCCCCUUGUGAUGGACGAUGUCAAAGUGGCCACACAUGAGAAGGAAUGGAAGUGCACUAGCACCCUGGCAUCUCUCAAUUUAGAGACUAUGACAUGGGAACCAUUGGCGAUGGAGGUAUUUGAGGAUAAUGUUCCACGAGCUAGGGCAGGCCACUGCUCAGUGGCCAUUCACUCCAGGCUGUACGUGUGGAGCGGCCGGGACGGGUACCGCAAGGCUUGGAAUAAUCAGGUGUGCUGCAAAGACCUGUGGUUCUUGGAGACCGAGAAGCCACCGGCGCCCUCUAGAGUCCAGCUGGUGCGAGCCAGCACCCACACUCUGGAGGUGUCUUGGGGAUCAGUGCCAAUUGCGGACGCCUACCUGCUGCAGUUACAGAAGUACGACAUGCCCCCGACCCCCUCCUCGCCCAUGACAGGCACCACUACCUCACCCCUACGAGCUGCUAUCACAGGGGCACAGCCACAGACACAAGGACGUCUGACUCCCAAGAGCCCUUUGCUUGUCAACACUAGUGGCAAUCCCACCACCAUCAAGCUGGCCGUCCCUGGAACCGCAACCUCCAAACUCAUCGCAGCCCAGCAAACAAGCGGAGGAUCAGCACUGAGCGGCAUCGUGGCCCUAGCGGAAGCAGCCUCGGCCACCCAGAAGAUGCAGCAACAGCAGCGCAUGGCUCUCACCGUGACCCGGGGCGGUACCGCCACCACCCCGACCAAAUCCAUCUUCUCCCCGCUGUCCGGCUCAGGCCUGACCAUCGUCUCCCGGGCCCUGACGACCACUUCGGGGGGCGUGGCUACCAUCACCUUACCCCAGGGGAUGAAGCUGGCCUCCACGGGAGCCCUGGGCCAGAGCUUGAGGGUGGCGCCGGGCACCAACAUCCUCAAGACGUUGACGGCAUCGGGCAAGCCCAUCAUCACCGUCCAGAAGUCUGGAGCGGCCACUCAGAGCGUGGUGUCUGCCGUAGUAACUGGCAGCUCCAAGACUGUGACUCUUGUCAAAAACACGCAGAUCCCCAAAGCCAGCCUGAUCCAGACCAAGCCAGCCCAGUCCAUAGCCACCUCCGGCACCGUCCUGGUCAACGCUGCCGGCCAGCCCAUCUCCAAGGCUGCCAUCCCCAGUGGAAGCACCAUCGUCAAGCUGAUCACCACCAGCCAGGCUGUGGGCAAACCCACCACCAUCAUCAGCCCCAGCACGCAGGUGGUUGGCGGUCCUGCUGGGGCCUCAGCAGGUGCUGCAGGUGUAGGGAAAACCCAGCCCACCAUCCUGGGCAUCAGCAGCAUCACCCAGCAAGGCAAGAGCAUCAUCAAGACCAUCCCCAUCGGCAGCGUCUCCAAGAUGACGGGCAAGCAGCCUACCAUCGUCACGGUGACCAGCAAAGUGCUGGCCGGCACCACGGGCACGCCAACCAAAUUCAUCACGACCGGGGGUGCCAAGCCCAAGAUCAUGCUGACGAACCAGGCUGGUCAGGUCAUCUCUGGUAUCAAAUCCAUCCCUGGGGCAAACCCUUCCUCUCCGAUCACCAUCAUCCGAGCUGUCAACCCCCAGACUGGCCAGAUCACCACCCAGAGCGGCAACACCAUCCAGAUCAUCACCAAGUCCAACCUGCGACCUGCGACCCCAGGUCAGCCCGGAGCCUCCGGGGCUGCGGCCGUGCUGAAGACCCAAGCAGCCAGCGGCACCGUCUCCGGUGCCACCAGCCCAGGCGUCACCACCAAGUACAUCACCAUUCCAGCGGGCAACCUGCUGAAUCUGGCCAGCUCGGGAACAGCCGUGUCCCAGAUUGUUGCCAACACGGCCAAGCUAGCAGCGACGGUCUCGACAGCGGCGACCGUGGCUGCCGUCCAGUCUACCCCGGCGCCCACCACGGUGGUGGCCACCACGAUGAGCAAACCGGUGCUCAGCACUCUACCUUCUGGCUCCGGAGACCCCAACAUGGCAUCCACCACUACAGCAACCGUUGUCACAGCAUCCACCUCCGCACCAUCCUCAUCUGGUGAUGCAACACCAGCAACUGCAGCAGCGACACCAGCAACUGCAGCAGCGGCAGCAGCAGCUGUGCCUGCAGCAGCAGAAGCAGCGGCAGCUCCAGCAGCAGAAGCAGCUCCAGCAGCAGCAGCUGACCCCAACCUCCAAGUGGACCUCCAGCUGCACGACCUCCCCAUCAACCCCAACUGCGAAAACCCUCCCUGCGAGAAGUUUGAGACCCCGGGCGUCAACACGCCGGCGGCAGAGUCCACUGCAACCAGUGGCAGCGGGGUCACCACGGAGACCACCCCGUCCGUCACGGGGCCCAUCUCAUCCACGGGUAGUUCUGAAGCGCCCUCUAGCAGCACCACUGGGGAUAGCAGCACUACUGGGGCAGGUGCAGGCACAGGCACAGGCACAGGUGCAGAAGUCGCCGGGGCGCAGGUUGAAGGCUCCGGGCCUGGCAAAGCAGAGGCAGAGCCCACUGAGAAAACGACCGACGAAUCGUCCAAGCCCGAUGCGGAAACUCCUAUGGAGACCGAACCCAGCUCCUCAGGGGACGCGGCGAAGCCAGCAGAGGGAGCAGAGGCAGCUGAUGCAACGGCCAAACCCCCCAAGGCCACACCCACGGAGGCUGAACCAUCAAAGGAGGCUAAAACUGUUGCCAUGGAAACAGGUGAGGCAGCAGUGACCAACGGAGCGCAGGACGACAAGAGCAAAGCGGAUACGGAUGCCAACUCCAUUGCCAUGACGAUAGCUUCUCUGGCAAAUUCAGGCGUCCAGCAGACGUCGUCCACAACCAGCAAGACCGGCUCGGUUCCCAACGGUCUGGAUACGCCAGAGGUCAAGGCGAGGGCACCAGUACCAGUCAGACCGGUCCAGAAGAAGGACAUGAACCAGUGGUACGACGUGGGGAUCAUCAAGUCCACACACAGCGUGGUGUCCUACUACUACCUACCAUCGGAAGCUGGCCAGAGGACCGAAGAUGACAUUGAUGUGGUCAGCAUACCGGAUCACAGCAUCUUGAAGAAACAGGAUCUGCAGGCAGGGACGGCCUACAAGUUCCGCGUGGCCGGCAUCAAUGCCUGUGGCAGGGGACCGUGGAGCGAGAUCUCGGCAUUCAAGACGUGCUUGCCAGGCUUCCCCGGUGCCCCGUCUGCCAUCAGGAUCAGCAAGAGCGCGGAAGGAGCCCACUUGUCCUGGGAGGCGCCCACCAACACCGCCGGCGAGAUCCUGGAGUACUCGGUCUACCUGGCGGUGCGCAGCGGCCUGUCGGCAGCCGGCGGCACGGCAUCAGCUGCCGACCAGAAGCCCCAGACCCCAGCCCAGCUGGCCUUCGUCAGGGUCUUCUGUGGGCCUAAGCCCUCGUGUGUGGUCAGCUCGACCAGCCUGACUACGGCCCACAUUGACUUCAGCAGCAAGCCAGCCAUCAUCUUCCGUAUCGCUGCCAGGAACGAGAAGGGCUAUGGCCCUGCCACCCAGGUCAGAUGGCUUCAGGAUAGUCAGGCUUCCUCCAAACUCACUGCUGCCAAACGCACUGCUGAAGGUCAGCAACCUGCGCAGUCGGCAGCCAAGAAGUCACGAGCUGACGACUCCGGCGAUAAGUCAGCCGUGUAAGACAAGAGUCUGAAGGGCCCCUCUUGCUUCUGACAAGCCACGGACAGAGGAACUCCAACCAGCCUGUCUCAGGGUUUGUUUAAAAUAAAAAAACAAAUUGGCCGUUUGAUAACAACAUCUGUUUUCCACACGCUGUAUUAUUAUUAUUAUUAUUAA